Messenger RNA from Saccostrea echinata, 1560 nucleotides. RefSeq lists its product as uncharacterized. Lineage: Eukaryota; Metazoa; Mollusca; Bivalvia; Ostreida; Ostreidae. The record is from RefSeq and is a predicted model, not a curated record. The transcript has 8 exons. The annotation marks the transcript as partial.
UCUGGGACACUGGUGGAAAUAUCAUCUUAUCUAUUUUCUACAGAUAUUCUGUCGGCGAUUAUAUUUGUAAUCUUCAUCGUUUGUAACGCUGACUCUCAAAACGAAACAAGUUGCUUUUCCUUCUUUUAUACUGAUGAAAAAAGUCCAGCAAAUUUGGAGAAGACCUGUUUUGAAAUGACAAGUAGCAGUGUAAACAAAUGGUACCAAGGUGUAUCUAUGUAUAUAAUGCGUAUUAACAAUGAAAAGCCUUCUUCGUGUUCUUUUGGGGACAUCAAACUGGAAACCAUACAAAAAUACAUUAUAGAAGAAGGAACCCGUCAACGAAGAUUGUGUAGGACAAAGAUGAUUUUCUCCGUCAAUACGACCACAUGUGAAGACGAGAUUAAAUAUCUUGAUUUCUAUUGUAUUGGAAACGUUCAAAGAUCAAAGAGCCUAUUUUUCCAAGAUUGUGCUUCUGCAAACUGUCCUAGAGAAAUGGAUGAGAGUAGAGAACACCGAAGUGAGGCUCUGGUACUGUCUCAAUUCCCUGAACCGACGGUUUCUCAGUCUGGAUUAUUUGCUUAUGAUAUACCAGCGUCACAUUGUGACAUGAAGCAGUGUAGACUAGAGAACUGUUCUACUGAACAACUGAAAAAAUUUAAGGAGAGUACUGUAGAAAGCAAGGCGAACCCAACUAAAGACCAGAACAAGGAGUGUUUGCUUUUUACAAUUGGAAGUGGAGGUGGUGGUCUUCUAGUCGGAAUUUUAUCAACAUCUGUCACGUGUUUUCUUCUUAAUAAAUAUAAGAAAAAUUACAGAAAUGUUGGGGAAGUGUCAUUUUCCAAACAGAACGUUCAUCUGUUGUCUGAGACAGAACGGAAACUGUCCAUUCAUUCAAAAGAGGGAGAAACUGUGUAUCAUGAUAUUUCCGACAUCCCGGGUCCAUCAAAGGAAAGAGUUAUACAAUACGGUGUAUCUAACCUUCUGAUUGAUGAUUCCCCAGAACAGCGGUAUAGCGAGAGUCCAAAAAGCAGUACUAGUGCUUACGAAAAUGGAAGUUCAUCAUCAGAGUUGUCAGCAAAGAGUGAACCUACCAAGGCGAAAGAAAAGCAAAUGUUUGACAAACCUCAGUUUUAUCAUACAUUGGCAAGAGAUUAUAAGGUCAGUUCUGGAAAUGUGAUCAAACCAUCCUGUAAACAAGUAGAUUUUACAGAUACUGACAAUAACCAUAAGACAGAAACAAAGUCUACUAAGGAAACUAAACAAUAUUCGGUGUAUGAGAGCCCAGUUGGUCAACAUCAUGUCUCAAUUUCUCAGGAAGUAGAACAAUUUUCUACCGAUUUGUCGGAUGAUACUGUUGAAGAUUUGUUAGAAACAGAAGUCAAAGUCUCGGAGAACUUACCCGGUGUUUAUCACGCCUUAGAGGAGGAAAAAGGUCGCUAUGUAGAGGAAAUGUCGAUAGAAAUUGAAAGCAAGGCUGAUCAAGAUAAAAGAAGUUCAAACGGUACUAGUUCUCAGAAGGAAUAUUACGUGAUAAUGGCAAAAUCACCAGAGAAAGAAAGCUCCUCUUCUGAGUCUUGA